UGUCGUCUACUUUUGGUAACCUAGCAACACUGACGUGUUCCUUAGCUUUUUCGUCAUUAUUAUCUUUUUAAUCUCUGGUUGAUUUUAUUGUAACUCGUUUGGAAACACAAGUGUUAGCAAUUUUUCUCAACUCUGCGUAAGAUUUGUUGUGUUAUAGCCUACAAUUUCAAUAUUGAAAAGUGUAAAGUAAAAAACUAAUAAUGAUAAAGGCACAAUUCUUGCUACUCUCAACAGUGUUAUUCAUGCAGGUAUUUGUAAGAACUGUAACUAGUGGAGAUGGAAAAACAAAAGAAAAUGAUCAUGAGGAAUGGAGAACUCUUAAGAAAGAUGAAAGUGUUCCAGUCGGAUCCCAUGUCCGAAUAGAUUUAACUACUGGUCAUCGAGCUAUAAAUGUUGCCAGCAAAAAAAAUCUCAAAUUUAAAACUUCUCUUAUGCCAGUGGAAACAGAUAAUGAGCCAACUGAUGAAGGAAGCGGUUCUGAUUCAAAAAAUGAAGUGAAAAGUGAAGGGCUCGAUGAUAUACGACGCAGGCUAAAAGAAAUUCAUGGUGAUGAUACGAAAUCAGCAAAUUCUGAAACAGAAAAAAUCAAAGACAAAUUCAAAUCGUACGAUGAAAUAAAAAAGGACUUUGAAGAAUUGCAAAUGGCCGUACGUACGGAUAUAGAGGUUAUGAACAGAAUUAUUGAGAAGUAUUUGGAGCUGACAAAAACUAAAUCUCCUCUAAGUGAAGAAGAUGAAGAGCAACAGGUUGUGAUGUUGAAAAGCCUGGAAUACCUUGUUCAUCAAAUUGACAACGCCUAUGAGUUCGUCAAGAAUGAUGGAUUGAAAACGGUGGUGCUGCCUUCGCUGAAUUCGAGCGAGCCGCGGGUGCGUUCGACAGUGGCGCGCGUGCUGGGGUCGGCAACGCAGAGCAACAUCGGCGCACAGAUCGCCGCACUGGAGGCGGGCGCCGUCGGGGCGCUGCUGCGGCUCAUAGCUCUCGACGCCGACCUCUCUGUGCGCACCUCCUGCCUCUUUGCGCUCUCCUGCCUCGUGCGACGGUUCCCUCUGGCGCAGAAGAAGCUCGUCGACGAGGGUGGGCUCACCGUUCUCGCAAACUUCUACAAUAGCGAAGCCGUCGACAAACUCAACAUAAGGGUUAAAAUCAUAACAUUCAUUCAGGACCUGAUAGUGGAGAAGCAAGAUGCGGAGAAGACACUGGUGUCAGUGAGCAGCGGCAACACAAGCACCGCGAUCGUGGACGAGGCGAAGGAGCGCCUGCGCCAAUACAACCUGCUUGGCCUCCAAGUCAAGCUACAGGAGCAACACUGGUGUCACCAGCUGUCCACCCUCCUCGUGCAGCAAGUCUCGCAGCAUCUCGACAAAAUACUAGCCACCAUCAAAACUCACCAAGUGCUAUCAGAAGUCGGCCAAGUCGACCAUGAUGUUGUCGAAAAGGUUUUGAGUGCUCUUAUUGCUUCCUCAAGUCUGUGCUUGAACGAUCUCGGAAACGAUACCGAGCUGAGGACAGUGUUACAAAUUCUCUACAACUACUACACCGAGCUUGCUAGGACAGAUCCCGGUGAUGAUGACUACUUUGCGACUGUAAUUGUACCGCUCAUAGAAGAUGUGUCAAAUAAUCUUAACAUGAAGAUACAUGAGCAUGAUGAACUCUAGUAUAAGAUGUUCAAUGCAUUUUCACAUGAAAAUUCCAAACAUGUUUCAUCAAGCUCUAACAAUUUAGCACACCUUCAUUUCACUUUCAAGGAAAAUUCCAUGUCACGGCUUCUGCUCAGUCCUGAAAACAGCUAGCACCAAGCAAUUUAUUUCCCAAAGUCUCACAUUUGAUUACCAAUUGCACGUAGACGUGAAUACGAAGUGAAUUAGUUUUAGCAACCUUUAUGGCGUGACAGACCUUCAUGAAAAUCUUCUUUUCCUUGACAGAAAAAAAUGCAUAAAUACUGUUUUUGGUGAGAUGUAGUGAUAUUUAUCUAUAAUAAAACACUGGAAUGUUUUCUAGGAGUAUAAAACUUUUAUACUUAUAAUAAACUAAUUUAUUGAAAAUUACAUACAUGUCUCAACAUCUGUGGUGACACUGAAGAUGACACCACAGGUGUUGAAACACGUAAUAAAUGUAAUUCAAACAUACUAUGUAAUUUUUCAAUAGUAAUACUUCAAGACAACAUUCCAGUAUUUCAUUAUAAUUCAUAAAUAUGUGGAUUCAAAAUCCCAUCGAACGAAUAAUUCAAACUAUACUAUCGAGAAACUUAAAUGCUUCCAUUCCAUUCAAGCCUAGUUUUCAUUACCACACGUUGCGGAUGGACACGUUAAACCGUCGGUCCCACUGCCUAAAAACAGUCGUUAGGUCAUGUCAGAGGCCCUGAAAUUAAUCAGGUAUGACCUGAAAAUUCUGACACCAGACCUGAGCCAGCCAGGUCACUCUAUAUUAUUAUUAUAACCACAAAUUGGACGCAGCAACAUUAAUGGAGGUCGAAUACCGGAAACUUGUGUAUAGUGAGGUCCACGUUAUAAUGGCAGUGGUUAAAGAUAGAAGAAUAGCGAUGCCGAUUCUCUGCAUUAAUUAAUUAUAUUUCUACACUGUCAAAAACAUAAUUGGCAUCGUUGUGGACCUAGAAAAGAAUAGUACCACCGGCUUUGUCGAAUGAUAGACAAUGAUAGCAAAACCAAAGUAGAUCAAAUACUGUCAUUAUAACGUGGACCUCACUAUAGUAUAAUGGAACAAUGUUCUACAAAAUUAUGUGACUCGGCACGACAUGAGUUAGACCAAUAUGCUGCAUGGAAAGUUGAGCAGUGCUUUCAUAUUCCAGUGUCGAACGCGCGAACCAUGACUCAUCUCUUUUUCUCAAAGCCAAACUUCCUUAAAAAUAAAAAUAAGAGAUUUCUGACUAUAUUUUGAUUCAGCAGCCUAAACUCGCUAUGCACCAGUCCCGAAAUGGGAACAAUAGGCGGAACCUAGUAUAAAUCCUACAAGGUGCUGGCGCAGCACGUCGCGUAUCACGACAUUGCAACAUUUAGUAUAUGGAAACGAGGCUUUACUAACACAAACAAAAUUGCCCAACCUCAUGCUGUAAAUGAAUCUAUUAUUUUGAUUCGCGUUGAGAAAUAGUAUCCCGUUAUAUUUUGUCAACUCCACAAGCUAGUCACUAGGCUAACAAACUGAUGAAAUACAGUUUUUGCAGCUAUAAUAAGGUAGUAGUUUUUAUAAAAUGUAUAUAUUUCUUAUUAUUUAUUCUACUUUUUAUAUAUCUGUAUAAAAUUAGCUCAAUAAACUGUUUUUGUUUUUAGUUUUCCAAUUUCCCUGGGUUCAUCAAACGUUUUUCCUCACUUUAGUAGGAUUCACAUUAAAUCUCAAAUUCAAACUAUUCCAAAUUCUUUUAUUAUUUCCAAGAAACUGGAUCAAGGAUAACCUCACCUAUCAAAUUUAUUCAAAUCAAUCAUAAUCAUUCAGCCUAUAUUAUGUCUGUGAGUACCUGUAUUAUAUGAAUUUCUUCAAAAUAUCCAAAAUGACUUAUUCAGUUCUUGUGAUGUGUUUGGAAAAAGUAUAUAAUAUUUGAGAUAAAAAUGUAAUCAAUUCUGUUUUUUACAAUAUCUCAUUUGUGAAUACAAUAUCUCAUGAUACUUUUACUCUGGAAUAUCAUUAUCAUCUCAUGCAUUUGAAACAUUAUCUUGAAUUAGAAUGUUGACUUUUGUUUAGUGCUUGUUGUGGUCGUUAUAGAAUAGGAAAUAAAGACUGUUUUUCUAUCAAGUCA
Molecule: messenger RNA, 3748 nt
Organism: Nilaparvata lugens (brown planthopper)
Lineage: Eukaryota; Metazoa; Arthropoda; Insecta; Hemiptera; Delphacidae
Gene: Sil1
Product: nucleotide exchange factor SIL1
Exons: 5
Coding region: 201-1655 (484 amino acids)
Source: RefSeq, a predicted model, not a curated record